CAGAUAGGCAGGGCCCUGCUCUCUCUCUCUCUCUCGCUACUCUGACUCUUCCUCCUUCGCUCUGCACCCAUCCCUGCACUUGCUCAUCAUCCUUCUCCCUCGAUUCACCUCAACACCAGCAUGUCGUCCGCGAUGGCCUCGUGCAGUGCACAGACAACACCGUCCUCUUCCACCGCCACGUCUCGGCGUGCCUCCUCCGAGCUGCACCUCGCCAAAGACGGCGCCGUCAUCGAUGAGAAAGUCACGCCCUCCUACACGCUCCAUCCGCCCUCUCUUCUCUCACCCGCCACCUGGUCCCUCACGCAACGCCUCUUGCAAUCGCUCCUCAUCUGUCUCGCCGCCGUGCCCGCCUCGUUCGGCUCCUCUCUCUUCUCCGGCGGCCUCGCCUUGCAUUCCCUCUCUUCCUCCUUCCACGUCUCGCCCCAAGUCGGCAUUCUCGCCACGAGUCUCUUCAUCUUGGGUCUCGCCAUCGGUCCCGUGCUUGGCUCUGCCCUGUCCGAGACGCAAGGCCGCAAGAAGCUGCUCGUGCUGCCGCCGCUGGCCAGUGUCUUCUUUGGCCUUAUGGCCACCACGACGCUGCAUUUCCCCGUCUUUCUCGCAGCUCGCUUCCUGCAAGGUCUGCUGGGAGCCACGCCCGUCUCUGUAGGCGGCGCCUCGCUCGUCGACAUUUGGGGCGGCGCCUACGCCACCACGUGGCCCUUGGCAUGCAUGCUCCUCUUUUCCUUUUCCGGCGCCAUCGUCUCGCCCACGUUCGUCUCGCUUCUCCUCCCUCUCUCCGACUGGCGCAGCGCAGGCUGGGCAUGCGUGCUCUUCGGCGCCGGCGUGGCGCUGCUGCUGGCAUGCGCACUGCGCGAGACGCACGAAGGCACACUGCUGCAGCGCCAGGCAUGCGCCUUGCGCAUCGAAACGGGCGAGUGGGCUUGGCAUGCGCCGGCCGAUCUGGUGCACACCGACGUCAAGCGUCUCGUACACGUCUAUCUGGCCAGGCCGCUCGUCAUGCUCGCGCGCGAAUUGAUGUUGGCGCUCCUCUCGAUCUACGUCGCCUUCGUCUUCUCGCUCCUCUACCUCCUUUUCGGCGCCUAUCCUCGGGUCUUCGCCUCUUUGCACUGGACACCUCUCGCAUCCAGCCUCGCGCUGCUCCCCGUGCUCCUCGGCCUGCUCCUCGGCGUGCUCUUGCAUCUGCUGUUCGUGCCGCGGCUGCAUCGUCGGCGCUGCGCCGGCGCUUGCGUGCCCGAAGAUCGUCUGCUGCCCCUCGGGCUCGGCGCGGUGCUGUUCGCCGCCGGACUGCUGUUGUUCAGUCUCAGCAUCCCCUCCUCCUCCUCCUCGACUGCCCCGAUGCCGGCUAGCCUGGCGGCCGCGAGCCCACUGCUGGCCUCUGGGCUGCUGACAGGCGCUGGAUUUCUCCUGGUCCUGCUCUCCUCUCUCUGCUGGAGCGUCGAUGUGUACGCUGCCCAUUCCGCCUCGGCACUCGCUGCCAACGCCGCACUGCGCGGAGUGCUGGGCGCCGUCAUGCCUCUGCUCGCCAAGCCAAUGUUUGAAGCCCUCACUGUGCGCACCAGCAUGCUGCUCCUGACGGGCAUCGCAGGCGCGCUUUGCACACUGCCGCCGCUCUUCUUCCUCUACGGAGCUCGGCUGCGGCAACGGAGCAGCUUUGCUGUGCAGCCUUGAGCACCGUCCCUCCAUUGCCCCCAUUUUGCCUCUCUGUGCGCCAGCUUCACCUCGCAUCGACCCAUCUCAUACCCCUCUCAUCCAUGCCGCCCUCCUUCGCAUCAUAGACGCACUUAGAUAUCGCCCACGCACCAUCGUGCGCAAGCCAGCCCCCCAAAAGCGACACGUCGCACAGCGAAAUGACACAGCACUCACCC
Messenger RNA from Tilletiopsis washingtonensis, 1865 nucleotides. RefSeq names its product MFS general substrate transporter. NCBI's taxonomy places the organism in Eukaryota, Fungi, Basidiomycota, Exobasidiomycetes, Entylomatales. Gene Ontology annotation, molecular function: transmembrane transporter activity. The record is from RefSeq and is a predicted model, not a curated record. Gene Ontology annotation, biological process: transmembrane transport. The coding region runs from base 121 to 1668 and encodes 515 amino acids. The transcript has 3 exons.